Messenger RNA from Jatropha curcas, 1721 nucleotides. Its product is annotated as amino acid permease 1. The record is from RefSeq and is a predicted model, not a curated record. Lineage: Eukaryota; Viridiplantae; Streptophyta; Magnoliopsida; Malpighiales; Euphorbiaceae.
UCUCAAUUCCAGGCCACAGAAAGUCUUUCUCAGAGAAAAACACUGUCUCUGUCUGUCUGUAUAUUGGCAUUUCUUUCCUUUCUGUUUGCCUGAACAAUAUUGCUUCUAAAAACUCGUCAAAAUUUGCUCAUUGCAUAGGAUGAGUUCAUUUGUUCAUCGGGAAUUUCAACAUGAGAUAUGCGAAAUUACUGACCCUAGAGAGCUUGACGAUGAUGGCAGACCCAAAAGAACUGGGACUGUGUGGACUGCAACUGCACAUAUAAUAACAGCAGUGAUAGGAUCAGGAGUGCUCUCACUGCCAUGGGCUAUGGCACAGCUUGGAUGGAUCCCUGGCAUUUUUACUCUCUUGAGUUUCUCAUUCGUCACCCUGUAUACUUCCUGCUUCUUGGCUGAUUCUUAUCGAACUCCUGAUCCUAUCACUGGCAGAAGAAAUCAUACUUACAUGGAAGCUGUCAAAUCUAAUCUCGGUGGGAAAAUGUACAAGAUUUGUGGGUUGGUCCAGUAUACUUACAUGGGUGGAUUGGCAGUAGGCUAUACAAUCACAGCUGCUAUAAGUACAGUGGCCUUGCUAAAAUCAAAUUGCUUCCACAAGAAUGGGUUUGGUGCUGCUGGAUGCAACUAUACCGCAAUGACAUAUAUAAUAGUAGUUGGAUUUGUAGAGAUUGUUCUGUCUCAGAUUCCAAACCUCUCUACAAUGUCAUGGCUCUCCGUUAUUGCAGCAGUCAUGUCAUUUGGCUAUGCAUUAAUUGGAAUUGGACUUUCAUUUGCAAAAAUCACAUCAGGGAAAGGAGAAAGAACAACGUUGACAGGAGUGGAAGUAGGGAUGGGUUUAAGUCAAGCUGAUAAAGUUUGGUCUAUGUUGAGAGCCACUGGUGAUAUAGCAUUUGCUUGCUCAUUUGCCUCCGUCUUGAUUGAAAUCCAAGACACACUAAAAUCAUGGCCGCCUGAAAGCAAAGUGAUGAAGAAGGCAAACAAAAUUGCCAUAUUAACUUCAACUGGUUUCUACAUAAUGAGCGGUUGCCUUGGCUAUGCUGCUUUGGGUAACGGAGCACCCGGCAAUUUGCUCACCGAGUUUGGCUUUACUGAACCCUUUUGGUUAAUUGACCUUGCUAAUAUUUUCGUUAUGGUGCAUCUUCUGGGAGCAUAUCAGGUAUUGUCACAACCAGUGUUGAAUGCAGUUGAAGCAUGGGCAACCAAGAAAUUUCCAAAAUCAAGUUUUGUGGCAGAGAAUUACCCAUUUAAAAUUUUCAGGAAAAAGAUUAGUGUAAACUUCUUCAGUUUAAUUUGGCGAAUAAUAUAUGUGGUGAUAGUAACUGUGGUUGCUAUGGCAUUACCAUUUUUUAAUGACAUACUUGCUCUGCUCGGAGCCAUCGGAUAUUGGCCGAUGGCAGUGUAUUUUCCGGUGGAAAUGCACAUUGCUCAGAAGAAGAUAGAAAAGAAAUCGAUGAGGUGGUGGUGUCUCCAGUCGAUGAAUGUGGUUUGCUUAGUUGUUGCCAUAGGUGCUGCUUGUGGGGCCAUUGAGGGACUCACUCAUUCUCUUCGAACUUCGAAUUUCUUUGAGCUUUAAUUAAGAAAAAUCAUGUACUAAAUUAGCAAUCUAAAUCAGCUAGCUUAGUUACUGUUUUAGCUUUAUUAAUUCGAAGUUUAUGCUUAUUUAAGCAAAUGUAAACAUAAUGUUUACUAGUUUCCCUAUAAAUAAUAAAAGGGUUUUAUGUAAAGUA